UUUUAGAUUAAAAAAUGAUAUUUAUUUUAUUUAUUAUCAUUUGUUCGCAUUGCAACGCCCAAUUUGAAUGGCAAAUUAAAGAUGCAUUUGAUGAAAUCGAGAUAAAAAUGGACCAAGUGUCUGCAGAAAAUUGUGAAACAAAACAAUUAUCAGAACUUACCCUGCCUAUUGAAUCAGUUCCCCAGAUACCAAGCUUGAAAAAGAUUGAUCCAAUAUACUCAAACAGAACGAUGUUGAGAUUAAUUCAUGAUAUUGCUUUAAAUAGGGCAUUUUUCUUUAGUUUUAUAUUUGCUAAAUCUAAUGAUACAGAACAACCAGGCCUUAUGUAUCAUUAUUCAUCUCAGAUAGCAGAUGUUGCAUCAAACUAUUAUUUAAAUGGUUCAGGAUUAAUUUUUAGUCCAAAUUCAUCAUAUCCAAAUUUUUAUAGAGAUUUUUUUAACAAAACUUUACCUUAUUUUGGUCCUUAUGCCUAUAGAACUGAUGAUUAUUUAGAUAUUUAUAAUCCAAAUAGAUUACCAACACUCCAAACUGUUAAAGCAAUUGAUCUUGGAGCAGAUUUAGAUACUUCUAGAUAUGAUAGAGAUGAGUAUUUUAAGGUCAAUGAAUGGUAUAGGUUAUGGUUACCUGAUGAUACCAGAGAUUUAUCAAAAACACAAUAUCACAUAAUUGCAAAAUAUAUACUUAAAGGAUAUUCAACUAAUAAUCCUGUUUUAAAUGACAGCAAUCAAUUUUCUAAUUUAGAUUAUAAUUCACUUGGAAAUUCAAAUGAAAUGGAUAAACUCAAAUAUAUUCCCAAAAUGAAAAUUUUUGAAGAAAAUUUUGCAUUUUUUGGCCCACCAGACCCUGCUGAGAAUCCAGGACCUGUUAAAUGGACAUAUCCUUAUUUUGAUUGUAGAAGAUCUAAUAAAUGGAUCAUGACAGCUACAUCUCCAAUUAUUGACUAUUUCCCAAGGCACACUGUUUGGAAACAUCUUAGAAAACAUAAAUAUGUAGCAGUAUCAACAGCAGAUAUAGAUUUUAAUAGGAUAGAUAUUAACCCAUGUCCAAAAAUGAGAGGAAAUGAAGAACCAAACAUAUUUGCUGGCAUUGCAAGAUGCAAGAAUACUACAGUGUGUGAACCAUUGAAUGGAUACGGUUUUAGGAGAGGUGGUUAUAUAUGUGUUUGUAAACCAGGUUACCGCCUACCGGAUUGGCAGUCAGGAGCAUUUCUGGGUGAAUACAUUGAAAAGUCUACUCAACAAGAAUAUGAAAAUGGUUUUGAUUGUAUCGAAAAUCAAAGAAUCGAAUUUUACCCUAAUCCAAGCUCAACGGAUGAUGCCACCUAUUCAUACAUUAAUUACAACCAAGAACAAAUAGUUAAUGACCCCUAUUCAUUGACGGAAAACAGGUAUCUAAGUAAAAGGGCUUCUGAAGAUGAAAAGAAUACCACAUCAAAAUCACAUAGUCAACACAAGCGGAGCAAGCGAAGCUCGUAUGCCAAAAAAUCUCAUUCCAGAACUCUAGAAUUAUUGGCAAGUCUGAGGUCGAUCAACAAGGACAAUUGCCACAGAAAUAAACAACACUUGAAUCAAAAUCAAAUUUCGGGGGACGAUAUGAUUUACCAGGCCCCUGUCACCUUCGAAUCUCAAAUGCGAGUGGCAAGGAGAACGGCCCAUUUUUUGUCUUAUUACUUGCAGAAAGUGGAUCCCACUGACGUAUUCACCGAUAGACUCACGGAUCAAGUUUUAACAAUCGACCAACUUUAUGGGGAGGUUUUAGCCAACGUUAUGUCGGGUUACAAGAUAGUUGGUAGCGGUAUCUUCUACGAUACAAACGCUUUCGAAAGCAGAGAUGGCGGAACCAGGCCCUAUUUUGCCCCAUUCGCUUACAAAACAGCUGAAGACCUUAAUUUUAUGGUAGUUGAUAAAGCCGCCAAUAUAUUCAACACGCCUCCCACAAAGUUUAGAAGUGAUCUGAAUGACGAAGGAGCCUUUUAUUUUGAUUACACGCAAAAUUUGCCCUACUUUAAAAACGCCAAAGAAAAAUAUGGGACGAUCAAGGGAACCGAUAGGUUGACCCGGUUUACCAAUUACAUUCAUGUACGAGCCGACAAAACUGGUUCAAACCUUGUCAGAUACGAAAACUUUCCCGAUUUGUAUUACGCGGCCGAGGAAGGGGAUUGGUAUGGCCCAUAUUUCAAUUGUGAUGGUGUGGGCUUAAAGACAUGGCUGCUCACUUAUUACACACCAUUUUUCGGGAUGAAUGACCAUUCCAAAAAGGAUUACGAAUUCAAAGGUAUAGUGACAAUUGAUGUACAGCUAUCCGAGAUGGACAUUGAUCAGUGCCCUCAAGAAUAUCACGUGCCUAACCCUUUUAAGGGUUCCGAUAAAUGCCAUUAUGAAUCCCAAUACUGCGUAUUUUUGCCGGGGAAAGGAUUCAAAAUAGGUGGAUAUAAAUGUGAAUGCAAACAAGGUUACGAAUAUCCAUUUAACCUACCUAAAACUUAUUUUGAAGGCGAUGAACUCGAAUCGGAAUAUCAAAAGAAAAUGCUCAAUAAGUCUAAUAGGUACGACCUUUUUAGGUGUAGAAUUGCCGGUGCUGACUCCUCCAAAUUCAAAUAUCUUAAAGUUCAUCUAUUUUUAUCCAGCCUUUUAUGCAUUUAUAUCGCAAAGCUAUCAUUUUAGUAUUUUACAGAAGUUAUAAUCUCUUGUCGUUUGUCAAUCGUAUGACUUCUUAGCAUGUAAUAAUUUUUUAUAAAUAUGCAGCCUAAAUCAUGAACGACAUUUUAAAAUUUUUCACGUGA
Gordionus sp. m RMFG-2023 is the source of this 2782-nucleotide messenger RNA. RefSeq lists its product as uncharacterized. Bases 15 to 2663 code for a protein of 882 amino acids. The transcript has 12 exons. NCBI's taxonomy places the organism in Eukaryota, Metazoa, Nematomorpha, Gordioida, Chordodea, Parachordodidae. The record is from RefSeq and is a predicted model, not a curated record.